AUGUCGGAUGGCAAUUUAAUCACCAAGAUGCUUGCCGAUGCGGCGGCGGAGGCUGAGAAGGAAAAAUACCAGUCCAGUCCUGUGGAGGAGCCGCAAAGUGCUGACGACUCGGCCAGCGCAGAGCCAGAGCUCCCACGGGCCAGUCCGAAGCAGCACGUUUACUCUCCCCAGUUUCUGCUCUCGUUGAAAGAGUCACCAUUGUGUUUGGAGAUCUCUCAUUUGAAUCUGCCAGAGAACAAGCAGGACUUCUUUUUGCUGAACCUGCCUAAACGCUCGGCCUUUAUAAACAACAACCCAACCCCAAACAAUAAGUUCAACAACCAGCGUGGCAAGCGUGAUAGAAGAAAGGACCCUAAGGACCAGAAGGACUCAAAAGAGCAGAGAGACCACCACAAGGACAAGGAUUCUAGAAAGGCCGCCAGAGACCAUCGCCAGCAGCAGGAAGAGACGCCCGAGUGGGUGCUCAAGUCCGACGUUGGCACAGGCAACUCGAUCCAGGACUUUGAGCGGUGGAGACUCAAGAUGCGCAUUGAAACGUUCAAGCGCAACGGCGAGCCUGUUCCCGCCGAAGAUCUCCAGCAAUACGAAUAUUUGACAGCACAGCAACAAGAUACUCCCCAGAAGCCGCCAGUAGCUCAGGCAGCCGUUCAGGCAGCCGUCCAGCCGGCACUGAGCGAAGAGGCCAUGGCCAUGGCCGGUUCGUCUGGAUCCUCGAGAUUCUCAAGCUUCUUUGGACCGGGCCAAGUUGCCCAGACCAAAGAUGACACCAAGCUACUUUCUUUGCUACAACGGCCAACACAGCCAACCCAGCCCGCACAGCCAGCGCAACCAGCGCAGCAAGCACAACCAGGUCCGGUUCCUGUGGCUUUCCCGCCAGGACUGGCGCCAUUUGGUCCUCUCACCGGGACCGCUGGCCCACCAAUCCCUUCCAGAGACGACAUGUUUUUCAAUUCGCUGCUAUCUAAAGCCCCGGCUCCGGGUCCUGCACCGUUCCUGCCUCCAGGCUUGUUUUUACCAUUCUCUGAAAAAAAGUAA
Messenger RNA from Ogataea philodendri, 1035 nucleotides. RefSeq lists its product as uncharacterized. Lineage: Eukaryota; Fungi; Ascomycota; Pichiomycetes; Pichiales; Pichiaceae. The record is from RefSeq and is a predicted model, not a curated record. Bases 1 to 1035 code for a protein of 344 amino acids. The transcript has a single exon.